AGCCGCUGCCGCGCCAUGCUCCACCUUAGCGAGUUUUCCGGCCCCGACGCGCUCCUGGUCAAGUCCACCGAGGGCUGUUGCGCGGAACCCAGUACCGACGUGUCCCGGUUGCCCGGCAGAGCCGCGCCGGCGGCAGCCGGCUACCCCGGAGCAGGCGACUUCUUGAGCUGGGCUUUGAGCAGCUGCGGCGCCGGGGGGGACUUAGCCGAUUCCUGCUUCCUGGAGGGGCCUGCACCCACGCCCCCUCCUGGCCUCAGCUACAGCGGUAGCUUCUUCAUCCAAGCAGUACCCGAACACCCGCACGACCCGGAGGCACUCUUCAACCUCAUGUCGGGCAUCCUAGGUCUGGCACCUUUCCCCGGCCCUGAGGCGGCAGCAUCUCGGUCUCCGCUGGACGCCUCUUUUCCCGCAGGCCCCGACGCCUUGCUGCCGGGUCCAGCGGACCUUUACUCCCCGGAUCUGGGCGCUGCCACCUUCCCAGAGGCGUUCUGGGAGGUCUCUCCCUCAGCAGGCGCCCCCUCACAGUGCCUGUAUGAGCCUCAGCUCUCCCCACCCGACGUCAAGCCAGGCCUUCGGGCGCCUCCGGCCUCUCCAGCGCUGGACACUGCCUCGGCCUUCAAAGGCCCCUAUGCUCCCUGGGAGCUACUUUCAGCUGGAGCCCCAGGGAGCUGUGGGUCACAAGGAGGUUACCAGGCGGCCCCCGACGCCCGCUUCCCCUCGAUGGGGGCCAAGAUUGAAGACCUGCUAUCGAUCAGCUGCCCGGCGGAGCUGCCAGCCGGCCCCGCCAACAGACUCUACCCCACGGGGGCUUACGACGCUUUCCCGCUGGCCCCGGGUGACUUAGGGGAGGUGGCCGAAGGCCUCCCAGGUCUCCUGACCCCUCCUAGCGGGGAGGGAGGGAGUAGCGGUGACAGUGGAGAGUUUCUGACCGCUACUCAGCCUCAGGUUUCCCCCCUAGGCCUCCGCAGCGCCGUGGCGGACUUCCCGAAACCUCUGGUGGCAGACAUCCCUGGGAGCAGUGGGGUGCCUGAGCCUCCUGGGCCACCGCCGUCGGUCCCAUUCCCCCCUACCAAGGCGCGGCGUAAGGGGCGCAGGGGCGGCAAGUGCAGCGCGCGCUGCUUCUGCCCGCGGCCGCAUGCCAAGGCCUUUGCUUGCCCAGUGGAGAGCUGUGUGCGCAGCUUUGCGCGCUCCGACGAGCUCAACCGCCACCUGCGCAUUCACACGGGCCACAAGCCCUUCCAGUGCCGCAUCUGCCUACGCAACUUCAGCAGAAGCGACCACCUUACCACACACGUGCGCACUCACACGGGUGAGAAGCCUUUCGCCUGUGACGUGUGCGGCCGCCGCUUCGCGCGCAGUGAUGAGAAGAAACGGCACAGCAAGGUGCACCUCAAGCAGAAGGCGCGCGCCGAGGAACGGCUCAAGGGCCUUGGCUUUUACUCUUUGGGCCUCUCUUUCGCCGCCCUGUGAGGGAGAAAUGGGUUUGUAGAUUGGGGCGCCGCCUCCUGGCACGAAAGAGGCGACCUGGUCUGCCCCCCUCCCCUCUCCUCUUUCCGGCACGUCCCGGGGCCGGCCUCUGGUCCCCCUUCCAGUUCCCUUGAAGCGCCCGUCGUUCACGCCUCGUUCA
Messenger RNA from Prionailurus viverrinus (fishing cat), 1627 nucleotides. It is a transcript of the gene EGR4, whose product is annotated as early growth response 4. The coding region runs from base 16 to 1470 and encodes 484 amino acids. Gene Ontology annotation, molecular function: DNA-binding transcription factor activity, RNA polymerase II-specific; RNA polymerase II cis-regulatory region sequence-specific DNA binding. The transcript has 2 exons. Lineage: Eukaryota; Metazoa; Chordata; Mammalia; Carnivora; Felidae. Gene Ontology annotation, biological process: regulation of transcription by RNA polymerase II. The record is from RefSeq and is a predicted model, not a curated record.